AAUGUGGGUAUUGACAAUCAGUCAGACUUCAGAUCUGUGAAAACUGUGAAGAACCAAAGUCAGCUCUUGUGUCACCAUUUCAAAUUACCCCCACACUGUGUUUCACUGUUUUGUCCAUUAAAAAGGAAAAAAUUUGAUUUUUUUGCAUUACUAAAGUCGCAAUUACGGUCCUUUUCUUAAGUGUGCUUAGACCUAGCCUCUUCUUUUGUGUUUGAAAAUUUAAAGCUAGGCAUCUAGUUUUAAAAUGGGAAGACCCAUUUUCAGAAAAAAAAUUGUAUUAAAUUGAUUUUGGUUUCACAGGGAGUCCUUUCUUGCUUCACUUUCAAGUGAUGGGUUUUUGAUAGACAGUCUCUUCUAGGGUUUUCAUUGUGAGCUUUUUUGGUUCAAAGGUGUUGAAGUACUGAAGAAGUUUCUUUCUUCGUUUCAGAGUGUAUUGUAUACGAUCUAGGGAUUUGAUGUCCUUUGAUUGAGUGUUUAAUUGGGGCUUACUGGUGGUGAUUGCUUCAUUUGCAAGUUGUCAAUGGGGUAUUUACAUUUUUUGUUUUUGGAGGUGUUUUGCUGGUGGGUUUGAAAUUUCUUCAUUUAGGGUUUAUUUUCACUUUCUAUGAGAGGCGCUUGUUUUACCCCCACACAAGUGUGAAUUUGGGUUUUAGUGCUGAUUGCUUCAAUUACAAGUUGAUAUUAUUUGGGUUUCCGUUUGUGGAUUUGCGAGGUGUUUUGGGAUGUGGGCUGAGGUUUCUUCAUUUGGGUUUUCUGUCUCUAUAAGAAGCAGCUGACUUUUUCUAUAGAUUUGAUUUCAAGUGGGUGUUGAAGAUCUCAAUGGUUGUGUGUUGGUGAUUGUUGCUUUACUUUCAAGCGUUUUGUUACUUGGGGUGUUUUGUGGUUUCUGAGGUGUUUGCCAUUUUGGUUUCCUACUCAUUUUUGAAAAGCAGUUUUGGUUUCCUACUCAUUUUUGAAAAGCAGUGGAAGUUCAAUCAUCUCAAAUUGAACUGAGUUUAUGGUGGUGUUGGUCUUGGUUUGAACUCGGUAUUUCUUUGAUUUCAGGAAUGGUAUCCUUGGGGUUUAUUCCAAUGACUUUCCUCAAAUGGGCAUUCUUGGCUUGUUUUGUUUGCUCAUGUUUGGGUCUUCAAACCCUAAGCCAACCCUGUGAUCGGAAUGAUUUGCAGGCACUGAAGGAAUUUAGAGGAAACCUCACCAGUGGGUCUAUUAUCAAAGCAUGGUCCGAAGAUUCUGUUUGCUGUAACUGGGAUGGUGUUGCUUGUGAGCAUGGCGGUAAUGGGUCAGCUGCAGGUAUAGUGACAAUGUUGAAUUUGUCCGGCAAAGGUUUAAGAGGGGUGAUUUCGAAUUCUUUGGGCAGCUUACCUCAGUUGAAACUGCUUAAUCUUUCAUGUAAUCAUUUGGAAGGUGCAUUGCCCAUGGUUAUUUCGAAUUUGAAGCAGUUGGAAGUUCUUGAUUUGAGUCAUAACAUGUUAGCGGGACCGGUGUUGGGAGCUCUUGGUGGAUUGAAAUCCAUCCAAUCAUUUGAUAUUUCAAGCAAUUCAUUCAAUGGGCACUUGCUUGAUCUUGGGGGGUUUCCGAAUGUUGUUGUAUUCAAUGUAAGCAACAAUUCAUUUGCCGGCGAAUUCAGUUCUCGAAUGUGCAAUUCCUCCAAGAAGAUUCAGAUUCUUGAUCUAUCAAUGAACCAUUUCACUGGUGGGCUUGAAAGUUUGGCCAAUUGCAGCACCUCUCUGCAGCGGUUGCACGUGGAUAUCAAUUCAUUUUCAGGCAACCUUCCUGACUUCUUGUAUUCAAUGUCUUCUUUGGAGCAGCUUUCAGUCUCUGCCAACAAUUUCUCUGGCCAGCUAAGCAAGAAACUCAGUAAGCUUUCCACCCUUAAAACCUUUGUUUUAUAUGGAAACCGAUUUUCAGGUCCACUUCCAGAUGUAUUUGGCGCACUCACACACUUAGAACAGUUUAUUGCACAUUCAAAUUCGUUCUCCGAGCUAUUGCCCUCCACCCUGACACUCUGCUCAAACCUACGGGUGCUUGAUCUCCGGAACAAUUCUCUAUCCGGUCCUAUCAGUAAUAUUGAUUUCACCGGAUUGCCUCAUCUCUGGAUGCUUGAUCUCGCCACUAAUAAUUUUUCUGGUGUCUUGCCGGAAUCACUGUCCCGUUGCCAAGAACUGAAAAUAUUGAGUCUUGCCAAGAAUGAGUUGAGUGGCCAGAUUCCAGAGAGCUAUGUGAACCUCACAUCCCUUUUGUUUCUCUCAUUGUCAAAUAACAGUUUUACGAAUCUGUCUGUGGCACUAUCUGUUCUGCAGCAAUGCAGAAAUCUCACUACUCUCAUCCUCACAAAGAACUUCCAUGGAGAAGAAAUCCCGGAAAAUGUGAGUGGGUUUGAGCGCUUGAUGAUUUUUGCAUUAGGGAAUUGUGCCCUUAAUGGCCAAAUCCCAGUUUGGUUAUCGAAUUGCAGGAAAUUAGAAGUCCUUGACUUGUCUUGGAAUCAUUUGAAUGGCAGUAUCCCUCCUUGGAUUGGUCAGAUGGAGAGUUUGUUUUACUUGGACUUCUCAAAUAACUCGCUUGUGGGAGAAAUCCCAAAGAGUUUGACAGAGUUAAAGAGCCUCAUUUCUACAAAUAGCAGUUCCCCCAAUCUUGCCAUCUCCACUGGCAUUCCAUUGUAUGUUAAGCGAAAUCAGAGUGCUAGUGGUCUGCAGUAUAAUCAGGCUUCAAGUUUCCCUCCAUCAAUAUUGUUGAGCAAUAACAGUUUAAAUGGAACAAUCUGGCCUGACAUUGGGCAGUUGAAGCAGCUCCAUGUCUUAGAUUUGAGCAGGAACAACAUAACUGGGACCAUUCCUAGCUCCAUUUCUGAUAUGGGGAACUUGGAAGUUUUGGAUUUAUCAUCCAAUAAUCUUUAUGGGUCGAUCCCUGCAUCAUUCAGUAAGCUCACUUUCCUGUCAAAGUUUAGUGUGGCAAAUAAUCACUUGAAGGGAGCGAUUCCAACCGGGAAUCAGUUCUCAAGCUUUCCCAACUCAAGCUUUGAGGGAAACCCUGGACUUUGCGGCGGAGUAGUUUCUUCUUGUGGCGUUGAAUCCAAUAUGGGGCCCCAACCAGGUAUCCCAUCUGGUUCAAAUCGUAAAUUUGGCCGCGGCAGCAUCUUUGGAAUAACAAUCAGCAUUGGGGUUGGGAUUGCAUUGCUCCUGGCCAUUGUUCUGCUUAAAAUGUCAAAGAGGGAUGUAGGAUAUCCAAUCGAAGAUUUUGAUGAGGAAAUCAGUAGGCCACGCAGGUUGUCAGAUGCGGUUGGAUCUUCAAAGUUGAUUCUUUUUCCAAACUCGGACUGCAAGGAUCUCACGGUUGCAGACUUGUUAAAGUCUACAAACAAUUUUAACCCAGCAAACAUAAUUGGCUGUGGGGGGUUUGGCCUUGUGUUCAAAGCCGACCUUCCUAAUGGCAUAAAAGCUGCAAUCAAGAGGCUCUCUGGAGAUUGUGGACAGAUGGAACGUGAAUUUCAAGCUGAAGUUGAAGCCCUGUCAAGAGCUCAGCACAAGAACCUUGUCUCUCUUCAAGGGUACUGCCAGCAUGGGAGUGACAGGUUACUAAUUUACUCCUAUAUGGAGAAUGGAAGCUUGGAUUAUUGGCUGCAUGAAAGGGUUGAUGGGAGUUCACUUCUUAGGUGGGAGACGAGGCUGAAGAUAGCUCAAGGAGCUGGUCGUGGAUUAGCUUACUUGCAUAAAGAGUCAAAUAUAAUCCAUCGAGACGUUAAAACUAGCAACAUUCUUUUAGAUGAGAGAUUCGAAGCUCAUUUAGCUGACUUUGGCCUCUCAAGGUUACUUUGUCCUUAUGACACCCAUGUAACGACAGAUUUGGUCGGGACCUUGGGGUAUAUUCCUCCUGAAUACAGUCAGGCAUUGGCAGCAACUUUUAAGGGUGAUGUUUAUAGCUUUGGUGUUGUUCUUCUUGAGCUUCUUACCGGUAGGCGGCCUGUGGAAGUUUGCAAAGGAAGAAAUUGCAGGGACUUGGUGUCAUGGGUGUUUCAGAUGAAAUCUGAGAAGAGGGAGGAGGAAAUAUUUGAUUCAUCGAUAUUGGAUAAGGAUUAUGAGAAACAACACUUGGAGGUGCUUGCUAUAGCUUGUAAAUGUAUAGACCAGGAUCCAAGACGGAGACCCUCUAUAGUUCAAGUUGUUUCAUGGCUUGAUGCGGUUGGAAACGAGGGUACUAAACAAUGAAUUUGGUUACUGUUCUCUCAUAGACUGCAGUCUCUUCUAGCCAGGAAGAGUUUUGAUCAAGUGACUGUUUCCUUGCUAUUGGAUGCUGACUAGCCUGAAUUUUGUAUACUUAAAGCCACCCUGCCUUUUUCUUUUACUUGAAAUAAGAACAGUAGUUUUACUGGAAAAAAAUACAAGCAUAGUAGAACCUAUAAAUUGUAUACAUUUUUCUCCUCGUAUAUGCGUAUUUUGAUGUCUAUUGAAUUUGAAAUCCUUCCUCUCUGCUUUAACAUCUUUUAUAAGGUGAUCAGCUGUUACUUUUCCCCUCUCUUUUCCUUUGUAUUUGAAUUGGGAUUCUCCGUUGCAGAAAGAACGAGUUACUCGAUACAUGGUAUAGCACGUGUUACACUUCAAAGUAUGUUAAAACGCAUCCUUAAUUUCUCUGUUUUUCCUCUAUAUAG
This is a messenger RNA of Cornus florida, 4642 nucleotides long. Its product is annotated as phytosulfokine receptor 2. Gene Ontology annotation, biological process: protein phosphorylation. The record is from RefSeq and is a predicted model, not a curated record. The transcript has a single exon. Gene Ontology annotation, molecular function: ATP binding; protein kinase activity; receptor serine/threonine kinase binding. The coding region runs from base 1047 to 4202 and encodes 1051 amino acids. NCBI's taxonomy places the organism in Eukaryota, Viridiplantae, Streptophyta, Magnoliopsida, Cornales, Cornaceae.